This is a messenger RNA of Meloidogyne enterolobii, 1092 nucleotides long. NCBI's taxonomy places the organism in Eukaryota, Metazoa, Nematoda, Chromadorea, Rhabditida, Meloidogynidae. The record is from the annotation of a GenBank genome assembly.
AUGGCAUUAAGUACCUUCCAAAUAAUUGUAGUUCAAUUAGUCUCACACCAAAUUAAUUUUAAUUUUUUCUUGAAAUUUAUUUUGUUAAUAAUUUGUAUUAAUUUUAAUGAGGCUAAUAAUCAAUUUUUCGACAAAUCCAUCCCAGAUGCAGAAACACUCCUCACCCAAGCAGACUUUCAUAGAGUCACACAAAGACAGAAAAGACAACAACCUACCGAUACAAAUCCAAAUAAUAUAAAUGACUCUGCCAUGUAUAAUAAAGAAAGAUUUGAAGGGGAUAUUUUGACUGCGGUAAACCCUGCAGCUUCCCUACCUUUGAAAAAUUCGGUAAAUGAGGAUUCUGCGGUUAAAACGCAAGAUGGGCUACAAAGGAAUGCUGUAAGACAGUCUUAUUUGAAAUGGCCGCGAGCUCGGAUACCUUAUACAGUUAGUAGUCAAUAUACAAGUUAUGGUCGUGAACGUAUUGCUGAAGCAAUUGACGAAUAUCACAAGAAGACUUGUGUUGAAUGGACACCUAAAGCAGCAAAUGAUAUUGACUAUGUACACAUUUUACCGGAUGAUGGUUGCUAUUCUUUGGUGGGAAAAGUCAGUCUAGGUGAAGGUUGCAUGACCAUAGGAAUUGUGCAUUCUGUUGGGUUUUUCCAUGAACAAAGUAGGACAGAUCGUGAUGAUUAUGUUAAUAUACUUUGGGACAAUAUUGACCCAACCUUAAGAGAUCAAUUCGACAAAUACUCUCAAAAUAUGAUUGACUAUUUGGGGACGAGAUAUGAUUAUUCUUCUGUAAUGCAUUAUGGACCCUUAGCAUUCAGUAAAAAUGGGAAGCCAACAAUCGAACCAAAAGAGAAAAGUGUAACCAUUGGUCAACGUUUAGGAUUUAGUCCGACAGAUUUAUACAAAGUCAAUAAGCUCUAUAAUUGUCCGAAUUCAAACACUAAUCCACAACAACAGCAGACUUCUCAACAACAAAAACAGGCACAAUUACCUGUACCUAUUUCGGUUGUUUCCACUUCUGGAAGUGUUGCUUCAAGUAAUAGUAAAUGUAUAGAUUUGUUGAAUGAAUGUCCAUAUAUAGCUAAUAAAGGUGGAUAUUGA